AUGACAAAACGCAAAGUCGCUGUUGACGACGACGACGACGAGGCUCUAAAUGCUUUAUCUCAACAGUCCAAGCGUGCCAGAACUUUCGAUAGCGAUGAUGAGGUCGUUGUUGACCGGUCGCGACACCGUGAUAGGAAGUCUGGCAAUGGCAAUGGUAAGGCGCGUCAGGAGAAUAGCGACGACGAAGAAGACGAAGAAGAUCUAACCCAGGAGGAGCACAACGAGGAAGAGGAACAACGCUUCGAGGAACUCAAUGGCGAGGCCAUUCGCCAGCGCCUCGAGCAGAAGCGCAAUACCUUUGGUGGUAUUGCAGAGCAUGGAAUAAUUGAGUCCAUUGAGAUGCACCAUUUCAUGUGCCACAAACGACUUACUUUCACGUUCGGACCUCAGAUCAAUUUCAUUAUUGGUGAGUGUCACUUCGAGUGUGGAAAGAGUGCCGUCCUGUCUGCGAUCACCAUUGCACUUGGAGGAAAAGCAAACUCGACAGGACGCGGCAGCGGCCUGAAAUCUUUCAUUCGUGAGGGCCAACACUUUCGGCCAUCUUUCUUCCUGCGAGGUACCCAGCUAUCGCAGCUUUCUGAGGAAUAUGACGCUUGCCUUGAUAAUAUCAACCAGACCAAGAAGGUGUUGCACCAGAAAAAGCAAGUUCUCCCUGACCUACGCGCUGCAUUCAAGGAGGCUAGCGUGCGCUUUGAAGAAGCAAGCAAAGCAAGAGAGCAGCGCUGCAAGGUUGAUGAGCUCAAGAAGGAGCUUGCCUGGGCUCACGUCGCAGCGAAGCAAGCGGAAAUGGAGGCAAAGCUUGAGGAAGUUGCGAAGGCGGAACGCCGCUUGCCUAAGAUCGAGGCUGAGAUGAAGACAGCCGAGUCCCAAUUCCAGCUUGCCUCCGAUGCUGUAGAACAAUUCGAUAAGGAGUAUUCCGCACUUGGCGAUAUUGAUCACCUCACCAAGCAGCGCGACGAUCUACAGGAGAAAAUGCGCAGCAACCGGAAACAAAUGAACACUUCUCUCAACUCUCUCAACGAUGCCAUCAAUAACUACACGAAAAAUAUUGCUGAAGAAGAGCAUCGUCUCGCUGCAGACACACAGGUAAAACGAGACGAGCUUAACCGAAAACUAGAGUCCGCCAGAACAGAUGUCACGAACGCCGAUCAAGCGCACAAGGGCUUCCUUGAAGCCAAGCGUCAAAAAUUGGCUGAGCAGGACAGCAUCAAGCACAAAGGGCUCGCCGCCGAAGCCAAGAAGAACAGCGCACAGGAGCGUGUUGUUACGGCUCAGAGUAUGAUUUCUCAGUGCAAGGAGAAAGGACAGAAUGCACUUGCUCCGUACGGCCGAGACAUCAAAGGUGUCCUCGACCAGAUUGCGAAGAUGAGGUGGCAUGGGGACGUGCCUGUUGGUCCGCUUGGGAUACAUGUCAAACUGAAGGACGUGGCGUGGGCAGAUUUGAUGAGAAUUCAGCUCGGAGGCCUGAUGAGUGCGUUUGCGGUCACUGAUGCCAGGGACAGACCACAACUCAAGAGGUUACUUGACCAGACGAAGAACUUUCAUAUUAAUAUUAUCAUAUCCGAGCGUGACAUGUUUGACUUCAGUGCAGGGGAGCCACCCGAUCACAUUCCCACUGUUCUUCGUGUCCUGGAGAUCACAGACCCUUACGUCCUCCGGCUGUUAAUCAACCAAGCAAAUAUUGAGCGUACGGUCGUUGCACCCAAGCGUCUUGAUGCUGACAACAUCCUGAAACGCAUGAAUGGAGGAGGCGUCGCGUGGGCAGCCGAUUACAUGCGUGUCCAUCGAUAUGCCGAGGGAGGUGGUCAGUCGAUCAAAUUGCAAAGGCUUCCUCCAAAUGACCCCCGCAACAUGAUGUUCACAUCAAGUGACUCUGCCUCUGUGCUUAGCACUUGGCAAGAGAACUUGCAGAAUGCAGAGGGCGAAUGUAAGGCUGCACAAGAAGAGGCUACUCAGCUCAGACAGCAGUUUCAAGCCCUGGCACGCGAAAUCAAUGGGAUGAAUGCGCAAGAACGCUCUUUAUUCGAAACUCACCGUGCUGCGAAACAAGAGCUUGCUUCGCUUCAAGAGGAGGCAAAAGAAGAGAUGCCGGCUGAUAUCAUGGGAUUGCAAAGCGCGAAAGAUGAAGCCGAAGCGGAAAAGACCUCGAUCAUGCAACAAUUCGAGGAUGCUGUCGGUAGGAGAACCGCUAUCGAUCAAGAACAGGCUACUUUACUUGUGGAGUUGAACAAAAUCAAAGGCCAGAUUCAUAACUUUGAAGAAGCACGUCAGGGAGUUCAGGUAAGUGUUACUUCCACUCGUCUUGAAGCCCAAAGCAACAAAAAUCACUACACAAAGAAGCUCGAGGACGAAACUAAAAAGGUUGAAGCUAUUAAUGCCAUUGCGAAACAGCUACAGGAAGAGUUCAUAAACUGGACCUCGAGUGCUGAGGAGUACUGCGAACGGGUUGAAAAUCCCCGCAAAGUCGAUGUAGUGGAGCGCACUCUUGAAUCCGUUCAGAAAGCACUCAAAGAACGGGAGCGCAGGCAUGGCGCAACGGUCGAGGAAAUGACGAUUGAAGUGAACAAUGCGAAAGCUGUCCUAGACAGCGUAGAAAAGGAACUAAGAAGUCUCGCUGCGCUGAAUAAUGCUCUGAAGAGGUCGCUUGUUAUUCGCUUAACCCGCUGGCAAGAGUUCCGGCGUCACAUUGCUUUACGAUGCAAGGUUGUAUUCCAGUACCAUCUUUCCAAUCGUGGGUACUUUGGAAAGAUUCUGUUUGACCAUGCCAACCAAACGCUCCAGCUGAAGGUUCAAACCGAUGAUCAGAUGGCUACGCAAGGGAGGGACAAAGAUCCCCGGUCACUGAGUGGCGGGGAGAAAUCAUUCUCGACGAUCUGUUUAUUACUCUCACUUUGGGAUGCGAUCGGCUGCCCUCUUCGCUGCCUAGAUGAGUUCGACGUUUUCAUGGAUGCUGUCAAUCGCCGCAUCAGUAUGAAGAUGAUGAUCGACACCGCCAAUGCUUCGGACAAGAAACAGUAUAUCCUGAUCACGCCCCAAGAUAUGGGCAACAUCCACGUCGGCCAGACAGUCCGUGUCCAUCGGAUGAGCGAUCCUGAGCGCGGGCAGGGCAUUCUGGCAUUUACUUAA
Molecule: messenger RNA, 3126 nt
Organism: Suillus fuscotomentosus
Lineage: Eukaryota; Fungi; Basidiomycota; Agaricomycetes; Boletales; Suillaceae
Exons: 18
Coding region: 1-3126 (1041 amino acids)
Biological process (GO): double-strand break repair via homologous recombination
Cellular component (GO): Smc5-Smc6 complex; nucleus; site of double-strand break
Molecular function (GO): single-stranded DNA binding; damaged DNA binding
Source: RefSeq, a predicted model, not a curated record